GCUCCGUAAAAUCGUGAAACAGCAGUGUAAUACCGUGAAACCGAUAUCGUUGCAAAUCGCCUGGUAUCUUCCAGGAAUAUUAACAAGCAAGAAUCAAGCAAAGCUGCAAAAUGUCAGUGAUUGGAAUUGAUUUCGGAAACGAAUCCUGCUAUGUGGCGGUUGCUAAGGCCGGAGGUAUCGAAACCAUCGCAAAUGACUACAGUUUGCGAGCCACGCCAGCUUGCGUGGCAUUCGCGGGACGUAAUCGAGUGUUGGGUGUUGCCGCCAAAAAUCAACAAGUUACGAACAUGAACAACACGAUCGCAAACUUUAAGGGAUUGCUUGGACGCAAAUUUAACGACCCUUAUGUGCAGGAAGAGCUUCGUACGCUACCGUACAGGACGGAGGCUUGCCCGGACGGUGGUAUCGGUAUAAGGGUGAAUUACCAGGACGAAGAGUGUGUGUUUACCCCGGAGCAGAUCGUGGCGAUGCUGUUCACCAAGCUAAAAGAUGAUGCAUUUAAAGAGCUAAAGGCCCAAAUUAACGAUUGUGUCAUCACGGUACCGUCGUACUUUAGCAACGCUCAACGUCAAGCCCUGCUGGAUGCGGCCAACAUUUCGGGCUUGAACGUGUUGCGGCUCAUGAACGAAACUACGGCUACGGCUUUAAGUUAUGGCUUUUAUAAGCAGGAUUUGCCUGCUCCCGAAGAAAAGCCGCGAAACGUUAUAUUCGUCGACUGCGGCCAUGCAUCUUUACAGGUGUCUGCCUGUGCUUUUCACAAGGGCAGUCUGAAAAUGUUGGCCAGCUGUUCGGAUUCUGUAGGUGGUCGCGAUUUUGACCUAGUGCUGGCAACGCAUUUUAACAAGGAAUUUCAGACCAAGUACAAGAUUGAUGCUUCGUCUAAGAAGAGAGCGUUUCUGCGUCUGAUGGCUGAAGUAGAAAAGCUGAAGAAGAACAUGUCAGCUAACAGCACAAAACUGCCCCUCAACAUCGAAUGCUUUAUGAACGAAAUCGAUGUCCAUUCAUCGAUGCAGCGUUCGGAAAUGGAGGAACUUUCGGCCCAUUUGUUCCAGCGCAUUGAAGCAACGAUGCGCAAGCUGUUGGCCGAUUCGAAGCUUACGCUAGAGGACAUCCAUUCGGUGGAAAUCGUCGGUGGUAGCAGCCGCAUCCCGGCCAUCAAACAGCUGAUUGAGCAAAUCUUCGGCAAGACCGCCAGCACCACGCUAAAUCAGGAUGAGGCUGUCUCCCGUGGAGCGGCUUUGCAGUGUGCAAUUAUGUCGCCUGCUAUGCGCGUUCGUGACUUUAACUGCACGGAUGUACAGGCCUAUCCAGUGCUGAUAUCGUGGAUGGACGCCGAUGGCGCGCAUGAGAUGAAAGUAUUCGACCAAUACCAUGCAACACCGUUUACGCGACUGCUGACCGUCCACCGUAAGGAGCCGCUGACGAUCAAUUUGCAUUACGAGCCGAACAGUGUGCCCUAUCCGGAUUCGUUUAUUGGUGCAUACCAUUUGAAGGGUAUUAAGCCGGAUGCAAAUGGCGAGGCACAGGAGGUAAAGGUGAAGGUACGCAUCAACCACCACGGUAUCAUUACGAUAUCCAGUGCGACGAUGUACGAGCGCAAGGAAAGCGAAGAACCGGCAUCACCUACGCCAGCCACAAAUGGUGACGAAAAGAAAAGUGUUGAUGCUACCCAAAAUGCAGCAUCCCCGCAGGGUGACGAAUCUGGCAAGGUUGGAGAACCUAUGGAUAUUCAAGAGGGUAGCGAUGAUGAGCAUCCUAAAAAGGACUCUAAACCCAACGAUAGUAGUGGAGAGGGUUGGACGCAACGUGUCACCAGAUGGUUCACAUCGGAUAAGAAGAAAAAAGUUACUACUAAACAAGUGGAGCUGACAAUUGAUGCGAAAACGCACGGCUUUGUGCAUGCCGAACUGUCCAAAUACUUCGAGGAAGAGAUGAAAAUGAUUGCAAACGAUCGUCAAGAGAAGGAGCGCAUUGACGCCCGCAAUGCCCUAGAAGAACAGGUAUAUGAAGUGCGUGAAAAAAUUCAAGAAGAUGGCGCCCUGCACGCAUACAUCGAUCCUCAAGAUGCCGCUGCAAUUUGUCGGGAGUUGGAGGAAACGGAGAACUGGCUGUACGAGGAAGGAGAAUCCUGCGAAAAAGGUGUAUACAAAGAGCGGUUGGAAAAAAUGCGCGCCAAGAUUGAGCCAGUGCGAAUCCGUUGCGAAGAGUUUAGUGGUCAGGAGCAAGCAUUUACUGAACUGGGACACGCUGUUCAACAAGCUUUGAAAGCGGUGGAACAGUAUCGUGCCAAGGAACCGAAGUACGAGCAUCUUACGGAAACGGAAAUGAUUAACAUUACCGAGGCGGCACAAAAGGCACAACAAUGGUACGAAGGGGCACGAUCGAAGCUGGUCAGCGUAAGAAAAACUGAAGAUCCGCCAGUGAAGUUGGCCGACAUACGCCACGAGACGCAAACUCUCACGACAUGCACGAACUCGGUACUGAAUAGACCGAAACCGAAGCCGCCAACUCCGCCAGCUGACCAGCAGAGCAAUUCAGCAACGGCGGGUAAUAAUGCGGGACAAGAUUCACAAUCAAAAGCCGCGGGAGGUGAUUCUAAUACCCAGAAACAAACGACAGAAGAUUCGAUGGAUGUGGAAUAGACUUCUCAUCUUGUUUGGUAGCGUUUAACGUUCAGAGCAACCAGCAGC
Molecule: messenger RNA, 2690 nt
Organism: Anopheles maculipalpis
Lineage: Eukaryota; Metazoa; Arthropoda; Insecta; Diptera; Culicidae
Gene: Hsc70Cb
Product: heat shock 70 kDa protein 4
Exons: 6
Coding region: 111-2642 (843 amino acids)
Biological process (GO): protein folding
Cellular component (GO): nucleus; cytosol
Molecular function (GO): ATP binding; ATP-dependent protein folding chaperone
Source: RefSeq, a predicted model, not a curated record